This is a messenger RNA of Knipowitschia caucasica, 558 nucleotides long. The record is from the annotation of a GenBank genome assembly. NCBI's taxonomy places the organism in Eukaryota, Metazoa, Chordata, Actinopteri, Gobiiformes, Gobiidae.
AUGGACAUCAAUAUAAUUCGAGAUGCCAAAGGUGCAUCGCAACAAACAGCCAAUCAAGACAAUCUACCAUAUGCAGGGGUGAGAGCCUCUCACCAAAUGGCGAGGACAGACUUGGAGAGAAUGAGGAGGUAUAAAGACAGGAUCGUGGAUGUUGGAAAUGAAUACAACGUGGACCCAGCGCUCAUCGCAGGGAUCAUCUCCAGAGAAUCACGCGCUGGAAAUGCUUUGAAUAAUGGCUGGGGAGACUACGGCAAAGCCUGGGGACUGAUGCAGGUUGAUGUGACUCCAAAUGGAGGUAGACAUACACCUCGGGGAAGCUUUGACAGCAAGGCGCACCUGCAGCAGGGCACAGAAAUCCUGGUGGGUUUCAUCGGCCUGAUUGGCAAAAAAUUUGGGAGCUGGAAUCAAGCCCAACGGUUAAAAGGAGGAAUUGCUGCGUACAACAUGGGAGACGGGAAUGUCCACAGUUAUGAGAAUGUGGAUGCCAACACAACAGGCAAAGACUACUCCAAUGAUGUUGUGGCCAGGGCUCAGUUCUACAGUGCCAAUCUUUUUUAA